This is a messenger RNA of Syzygium oleosum, 1733 nucleotides long. Its product is annotated as 6-phosphogluconate dehydrogenase, decarboxylating 2. The record is from RefSeq and is a predicted model, not a curated record. Gene Ontology annotation, molecular function: NADP binding; phosphogluconate dehydrogenase (decarboxylating) activity. The transcript has a single exon. Lineage: Eukaryota; Viridiplantae; Streptophyta; Magnoliopsida; Myrtales; Myrtaceae. The coding region runs from base 16 to 1482 and encodes 488 amino acids. Gene Ontology annotation, biological process: pentose-phosphate shunt; pentose-phosphate shunt, oxidative branch. Gene Ontology annotation, cellular component: cytosol.
UUGGGCAGGGAAAGAAUGGCUGCCCCUUCACAACCCCCAAGAAUCGGCCUUGCUGGCCUCGCUGUUAUGGGCCAAAACCUAGCUCUCAACAUUGCUGAGAAAGGCUUUCCAAUCUCUGUCUACAAUCGCACAACCUCAAAGGUUGAUGAGACAGUUGAGAGAGCUAAAGUGGAAGGAGGCCUCCCUGUAUAUGGCUUCCAUGAUCCGCAAGCUUUUGUUAACUCAAUUCAAAAACCUCGAGUCAUCAUUAUGCUUGUUAAGGCUGGGGCACCUGUAGAUCAAACCAUUAAGACACUUUCUGCAUACAUGGAGGAGGGUGAUUGCAUAAUCGAUGGUGGCAAUGAGUGGUAUGAGAAUACCGAGAGGAGAGAGAAGGCUAUGGCAGAGUUGGGUUUGCUCUACCUUGGGAUGGGAGUUUCUGGUGGUGAAGAGGGUGCUAGACAUGGACCCUCUUUGAUGCCCGGAGGAUCUUUUAAGGCCUUCAAGUACAUUGAAGAUAUUCUCCUUAAGGUGGCAGCUCAAGUUCCAGACAGUGGACCGUGUGUGACAUAUAUCGGCAAAGGGGGAUCCGGUAAUUUCGUCAAGAUGGUUCAUAAUGGUAUUGAGUAUGGUGAUAUGCAGCUCAUCGCGGAGGCAUAUGAUGUGCUGAGAUCUGUCGGGAAGCUAUCAAACGAGGAGCUGAAAGCUGUUUUCUCAGAAUGGAACGAGGGGGAGCUUCAGAGCUUUUUGAUCGAAAUCACUGCUGAUAUAUUUGGAAUUAAGGAUGAUAAGGGUGAGGGAUAUUUGGUCGAUAAGGUUUUGGACAAGACUGGCAUGAAGGGAACAGGUAAAUGGACAGUUCAGCAAGCUGCUGAUUUGUCAGUCGCAGCUCCCACAAUUGCGGCUUCGUUGGAUUCAAGGUUCCUGAGUGGGUUAAAGGAGGAAAGGGUCAAAGCUGCCAGAGUAUUCGAAGCGGGCGGUUUUGGUGAUAUUCUGGCGGACCAAGAAGUUGAUAAGAAGAAAUUGAUUGACGAUGUGAGGCAGGCUCUCUAUGCAUCGAAGAUAUGCAGUUACGCCCAGGGAAUGAAUUUGAUACGUGCCAAGAGCAUCGAGAAGGGAUGGGACCUGACGUUGGGCGAGCUGGCUAGGAUUUGGAAGGGGGGAUGCAUUAUUCGAGCCAUUUUCCUGGACAGGAUUAAGAAGGCCUAUGACAGGAACGCAGAUCUUGCGAAUCUUCUUGUGGAUCCAGAGUUCGCUAAGGAGAUCAUCGAUCGACAAUCUGCUUGGCGCAGAGUGGUUAGCCUCGCUAUCAACUCGGGUAUCAGUGUCCCGGGUAUGUCCUCCAGUCUUGCUUACUUCGACACUUACAGGAGGGCAAGAGUGCCGGCCAAUCUUGUCCAGGCUCAACGUGAUUACUUCGGUGCUCAUACAUAUGAAAGGGUCGACAUGGAGGGAUCUUUCCAUACAGAAUGGUUCAAAAUUGCUAAGCAAUCAAAGAUUUAAGCCUCCUUUCCGCUGGCGCUGAGCAUGUCAGCGCUCUUAUUUGUGCCAAUAACUGCUUCCGAGGAUGCUAUUUUCUGGGCUCGUUUAUUUUUCCAUCGUCUUUUCACAGUAAAUCCUCAAUAAAUAAGACAUCAAGCAUAGGAUGUUUUGUUGCGUUACUGUUUUGGGAUGUGCUUCUUCUAUGAUUGAGACAUUAAUCAUUGGUGCCCAUAAUUUUGGGGUCUUCUACUGCUACUUUAUCCUUUUAAUCC